CCACUAUCUCUUUCUCUGACUCAGACUCUGUCUGUCUCAUCAGGUUAUGAGCACCAUCGCGCUAUAACUACGCAGUCAACAGAAGAUAGAGAGCACAAGGAUCCGUAAACUUUUCGUUAAAGCUUGUCGUGUAUGGACACACCUCCGUCACCACACAUCAAAUCUGAAUAUUUCACUUCCACCACUCCAACGACUACUCCUCCCUCCAAAUUAAUCCUCCUCGAUUCCAAUCUGAAACUGUCGCUGGAAUCUAACCCCAAGCGAUCUAGCAUGUCCUCCACAAAGGAUUCAGACGUAUCGGGCCACCCAACCCUCAAACUCACGGGUGUCGAACAGCUUAAACCCCCUGGAUCCGACUCCAAUUACCUCGAUUGGAGUUGGAUCCUGGAGAUUCACUUCGCCGCCACGGAUGUCGACUAUAUCAUCAACGAUAAGCCCGAAUUAGCAAAGGCAAGGGCUACUUUUGAUCGGGACAAAAAGGCCGUUUGUGGCGUGAUAUCGUGCACUCAAGCUUCUCUGCCAAGUUUGAUAAUUUGCAAUAUUAAAGUGCAAAAUCAUGAACUUCAUCACACGUUUUCUACCAGAACCAAACUGGUUUUUUCAAUGAAAAAAAUCUAAAACUCC
Molecule: messenger RNA, 624 nt
Organism: Puccinia graminis f. sp. tritici CRL 75-36-700-3
Lineage: Eukaryota; Fungi; Basidiomycota; Pucciniomycetes; Pucciniales; Pucciniaceae
Exons: 1
Coding region: 133-618 (161 amino acids)
Source: RefSeq, a predicted model, not a curated record